Messenger RNA from Amphiprion ocellaris (clown anemonefish), 1981 nucleotides. RefSeq lists its product as uncharacterized. The transcript has 4 exons. The record is from RefSeq and is a predicted model, not a curated record. Bases 873 to 1679 code for a protein of 268 amino acids. Lineage: Eukaryota; Metazoa; Chordata; Actinopteri; Pomacentridae.
GUGCGACCCGCCCCUGCUACGUGCUGAUUGGCAGCAAGCAGCCACGUCAUUUAUAGUCGACCAAUCGGAUCCAACGCGGGCUAUAACAAUAAAAGCCAUGUCCAGUAAAGUAUGUAAUGAAUAACACGGAUAAAGCAUUCAGGAUAUAACAGGUAGUUUCAGUAUAUUUUGCGAAUUAAGACGACGUGACAAAACAAGUAUGGCUUGCUGGCUGUUUAGGAUGCUAUUUUUAAUCUAAUAAAUAUCUGGAGUGUUGCAAAAGUAGGCCACAAUCCAGACAUUAAAAAAAAAAAAAGUCUAAUGAGCCACCUAGAAUGAGGCAAGUCCAGCUACUUAUAUUUAUAUUGCUCAAAGUCACUGAUGACACGUUUGAUUGAAAAGCCUUUAAGAUUUAAAAGAUGCCUUCUAUUCUUAUUCAAAUCUUACAACGCGAUGUGUGCGAAUACCACAGUUUUAUUCAUAGUUGCACAAUUUAUGAUGUAAAUGUAAGGAUUUUAAUGACUUGUGAUGCUGCUAGAGCAAUGUUUGCAUUAUUUGGAGGUCUAUAUUUCCAAUUAUGAUUAGUUGAGGAGCGUAAAAUACAAAUUUAUUCCUUAAAAUAUCUUCCCUUCUUUGCAGACAGACAGUUGUCUCUAUUCGGUAUGUCAACUUGAAGAGAUUAUACUGCUUCAGAAAUAUUGUAGUUAACAGGGUUGAUAAAGCUAAAAUGAAACAUGUUGUUUGUGAGAGAUUACCAAAUUCAAAGCAGUUUGUUCAAGUUGAUUUUACUUCCUGUAGCUCAGUAAGUGGAAAUCAGUGACAACUGUGUAAGUGCACACAGAACUGUGGAAUGAUCCUUUAAUAGAAGGCAUUACAUCACUAGCUGAGACAAGAUGCCCAAUCAGCUCGUUCUCUCAAGUGAGACAAGUGAGUCACCCCUCUGCUUCCAACUGUGGUCCAGCACAAACCCAAUUAGAGGCUCCAUCUUUGAUUUGAGAGACAGAGCUGGAAACAGGAAGGCAGGGAAACAGUCCAUUUCACCCUCCUCGCCACAUACAAUCGUGGAGGGAACCGAAGAUCAAGCUCUGGCUGGGAUGCACAGGCUGAAUCGUGACUGCUGGGUUUGGUCGCCCAGGCCUCCAGGGUGUCUCCAUCCUCAACAUUCGGGGAGCCUUGUUUCGGCCGUGUUAAGCCAGCAGGAGGAUGUGGAGGAAGAGGGAGGAGAACAUCCUGCUGUGUGCUGCUACACUACAAGUUGUGAUGACAUUAUCAGUCAGGCUGCUGAUGCUCACUGCUCCACCUGUGAAACUCCAACCCACUCAGGGAUCCCCGGCAGCUCAGGCCUGACUGUGUGUGAUCCACAUGGUUCUCCAUCACAGCAGCCAGUAACAGUGAUUGAAGCUGAUCAGGGAGAAGUAUCACUGCAUUUUAUUGAUGGUCAUUGUUGGGAAGUCCCAAGGAUGCAAACCCAAGGAUGUGUAUGUGUUUAUGGACACAGGGAACCAGAAGAUUUUGAUCCCUCCUGGCCCGGAUCUCCAUUCAUCUACUAUGGAGGUGUGAGGAGCAACAUGGUGGUAGGAGUGGAGGUGGUGGAAGAAGUUGCUGUAGAAGACACUCUAGAAGUAAUUACAGGGGAUAUAUAUGCAGAUGAUCUACUGGAUCCUGAGAUUCUACAAGAAGACCAGCUGUACCCAACAUGAAAACUGAUUUCUGACUUUCAUCCUGUCCUGACUUUUCACUGCUAACCAAGACCAUUACUCACAUAUUUGUCUUUUUUAAAAAUUUUUAUUUUAUAUAUUUAGCCUCUUUUCUUAAGCCCUGCAAUAGACUGACGACCUAUUGAGGGUGUCCCCUGCCUUCACCCUAAGUCAGCUGGGAUAGGCUGCAGCCCCCAUGCGACCCUAAUAAGGAUUAAGCAGUGUAUAGAUAAUGGAUGGAUGUUGUGUAUUAUGACACAAAAAAACCCUGUCAUUUGUGAUCAAUAAAAAUAAGUUAUGUCUUG